This is a messenger RNA of Paraglomus brasilianum, 1094 nucleotides long. The record is from the annotation of a GenBank genome assembly. Lineage: Eukaryota; Fungi; Glomeromycota; Glomeromycetes; Paraglomerales; Paraglomeraceae.
AUGGCUCAACAUCAAAGGAAAAGGUUUAUAGGCGUAUUCAGUGGUUUGGGCAAUAAUGUCAACAAUAUGAUUGGCGCUGGGAUCUUUUCGUCUCCUGGUAACUUUGGGUACUUUGGUACUGUAUGGCGAAACGUCGGAUCACCGUGGAUUGCUUUACUGUUAUGGUUGGUCGGCGGAAUCGCGAGCUUUUGCGGCACGUUAACGUAUACAGAGUUAGGAGCUCAGUUUCCAACUGGUGCUGGUGAGACGACUUAUCUGGAACACAGCUUCCCGAGACCCAGUCUCCUCCUCAGUUACUCGUUCACCAUGGUGUACAUAAUAUUAAUUCGACCCGCUACAAUAUCGGCGGUAGCAAAUGUUUGUGCCCAAUACUUGCUAUUUAUGCUGGGAUUAAAUAGCAAAGGAUGCGAGUUAUACGAGGCGUUUCAUCCUCUAUAUUUUAACGGACACAAUUUCUGGAGACUCAAGUUAACUACAGUGGCAAUUCUUGCAGUGAUAGCUCUGUACCAUUCACUCUCCAACAAAUGGUCGAAUAAGAUCAACCAGGUGUUGGUUACGAUAAAAGUCUUAACGGUAUUAACUGUCGUCGUACUCGGACUAUCAUUCGCAAAAGCAUCGGCAGAGAGGGUGAAUAACAAAAACGUAAAUUGGGACAUGUUUUCUCCCGCCGGUCCAGCCUUUUAUCAGAACGUUAGCACUACGGAAUGGAUUCAAAGAUAUAUAACUGCAAUGCUAACGAUUCUGUUUGCGUACUCGGGCUGGAAUAAUCUCAAUUAUCUCACUGAGGAAUUUGAUACAGGAGAAUCCUCUAGGAACCUCUUGAUAAGUAACACAGGAGCAAUCGGGAUAGUAACCAUAUUGUAUCUGCUGGUAAAUCUUGCUUACACGGCGGUGCUGAACGUUGCCACCGUAAUCGGGGCUACGGGGUCGGAUCCUAACGAAAUUAUAGGCAUUUAUUUCGCCGCACAAAUCGACCAAGGAGAUGUCGAUAUUGCUGCUUCUGAUUUUUCCUUAACCAAAAUCAAAGGAGCGCGUGCGUUGAGUUUUUUUAUCGCUCUCAGUGCUUUCGGUGCUGCUGCCGUGUUGAUGCAAAG